UUAUUCUAGCCUAAUGUGGCUGGAACCAAUCAGCAUUUCCAAUUUGCUAACCAACGGAUUCCGUCACUUCGUCCGUCGUCAAACUGCUCCAUUUCCGAAGCUCACUUCAAACCACGAUAUCCCGCCGAGAACCCCGUCCGUAUCGCAGCCAUGUCGGCCCGGAAGCCAGUCUUCAACCAGCAGGUUCUCUACGAUACCACUCCCCUCCCGGACUCCAUCCCCUCGGUCAAGGAGGUCGGAGCUACGUCCGCGCCUCUACUAUCGGCUUCCUUCUUCAUCGGCGCCCGGUGCCGCCCUUACAACGAUGACUUCAUGCAAUGCAAAACCGAGAACCACGGCAAGGGCGAGUUUGAGUGUUUGAAGGAGGGCCGACGAGUAACCAGAUGCGCCGCCAGCGUGAUCGAUGGCAUCAACACGCACUGUCUAGACGAAUUCCGCAAGCACUGGCAGUGCCUCGACAAUAACAACCACCAGCUGUGGCAAUGCCGGAAGGACGAAUGGAAGCUCAGCAAAUGUGUAUUUGAUAACCUAAAACUCGAGAAGACCAUCCCCGAUUCUCCCAAGGACAAAGCCCCGGUCCACCUCCGGACGAAGCAGAUCUACGCCCACUACCCUAUCUUAAGAGAUCGUGGCCAAGCGCCGUUCGGCAAAGCUAUUGACCCGCCUUCAGCACAAGCCCAGGCUGAUGCGCCGACAUCAUGAAGUGCCCUUGUUUAAACAGGGGUUUAAAAUGACAAGAUAACCAUGUAAAUAAACAAGAAUUACAAUCGGGUCAAGGUUCCACCUUCUCUAAUGUCUCCUCUUGCGACUGGCCUAUUUUGCUUGCUCGCUCGCUUGAUAUAAAAUACG
Molecule: messenger RNA, 849 nt
Organism: Daldinia decipiens
Lineage: Eukaryota; Fungi; Ascomycota; Sordariomycetes; Xylariales; Hypoxylaceae
Product: NADH dehydrogenase, alpha subcomplex, subunit 8
Exons: 3
Coding region: 151-702 (183 amino acids)
Biological process (GO): mitochondrial electron transport, NADH to ubiquinone
Source: RefSeq, a predicted model, not a curated record